CAAACUGCAUGGGCCAUUUCCUCUGGUGGUCACAUUAGCGAAACACGAUGGAUUUGCAUGACCGAGAGGAGGGAUGGUUGGUCGCCGUAAAUAGUCGAACUUGGAGCUAGAAGCUCAUCUCAUGUCUAAUUGUCGUAUCUAAACAGAUUUCGCUUUUAGUCUUUCUCAAGCCCACAUUGUUUUUUUCAAUGAUGGAGGACGACGAUUUAGUGUGCGAGUAUGAUUCAACCUGGGACACAGAGAGUGAUGAUGGAGACGACCCAGGAGAGAACCAAAUGCGUCUUUUAAACCAGGACAAAACUAAAUCGUAUUGGAAAUCAGGUUUAGUCAGUCUUUUUAGGUACACAAAGGGACAAAUAAUGCCAAUAGAUUUCUGCAAAUGUAACAUCCAGUAUCUCUGAUGUACCAUGUCUUCCAGUGGUCAAACAUGUCCUCCAGAAACACGAGGGCUGCGAAGGACAUGCAGAACUACAGACGAGAGUAUCCUAAUCUAACAGAUGAAUGCUCAGGAGAAAGAAUGUUUAAUUUAAAAUUCUAUCUCAAUGAAUACCCCGCCUCCCCUGAUGUUGUUUCCACUGUGGGAGCCUGGAGUGAACUACAUGGCCUCUGAGCUCACCAAGAAGGAGAUCCUGGCCUUCUGGGAGAGUGAGGAGGCCAAGAAGAGGCUGGUAGAGUCCUACGAGUUCAUGUUGCGGUUCUAUGGCAUCCAGCUGGUCAAUAAAGACACAGGCGAGGUCAAACGUGCCGAUAACUGGAAGGAACGCUUCACCAACCUUGAACGGAACAUGCACAAUAACCUCCGCAUCACGCGCAUCCUGAAGAGCCUGGGGGAGCUAGGCUUGGAGCAUUACCAGAGUCCACUGGUGCGCUUUUUCCUGGAGGAGACGCUGGUCAAAAAGAACCUGAGUAGCAUCAAGCGCAGCGUGUUUGACUACUUCCUGUUUGCAGUGCGCGACAAGCAGAAGCGCAAAGAGCUGCUGCGCUACGCCUUCCAGCACUUCGAGCCCAAGGACAAGUUUGUGUGGUGCCCCCGAAAGAUCCAGAAACAGCUGAAGAAGGCAGAGAAGGGAAACAGAGAGGGAGCGGAUGAGGGCUGCACAUGAGCC
Oncorhynchus gorbuscha (pink salmon) is the source of this 1106-nucleotide messenger RNA. RefSeq names its product opioid growth factor receptor-like. Bases 543 to 1103 code for a protein of 186 amino acids. The transcript has 6 exons. Gene Ontology annotation, cellular component: membrane. Lineage: Eukaryota; Metazoa; Chordata; Actinopteri; Salmoniformes; Salmonidae. Gene Ontology annotation, molecular function: opioid growth factor receptor activity. The record is from RefSeq and is a predicted model, not a curated record.